Myzus persicae (green peach aphid) is the source of this 2244-nucleotide messenger RNA. Its product is annotated as palmitoyltransferase ZDHHC3-like. Gene Ontology annotation, molecular function: protein-cysteine S-palmitoyltransferase activity. Gene Ontology annotation, cellular component: Golgi apparatus; endoplasmic reticulum. The record is from RefSeq and is a predicted model, not a curated record. The transcript has 5 exons. Bases 321 to 1076 code for a protein of 251 amino acids. Lineage: Eukaryota; Metazoa; Arthropoda; Insecta; Hemiptera; Aphididae. Gene Ontology annotation, biological process: protein targeting to membrane; peptidyl-L-cysteine S-palmitoylation.
AUACUAGCUAGAUACUGGGUCUACCUUACAUCAUAAAUCGUAUAGUAUUAUAUUAUUAUUAAUAAAUACAUAAUUUAGUAUUUACCUUUAUGUUAUGAAACAUGAAUAUUUCAAGGAACACUUCAGUUCGUUUUAUUGUUUUAAAUUAUCAGUAAUUUUUAAUAGUAUUUAGGCACUUAAAGCAAUAAGCAUAUUUUCCUUAAGUAUACUUGGUUAUCAUUAUUUAUGAUGGGAACAAAGUUUAAGGUUGUAAUCAAAUAUAGUAUUUUAAAAGUAAUGUAAUUCAAAUUUGUCUGGUUCAAAACCUACAGACUACAGAAAUGAUGAAAUUAGUUAAUGAUCCUUGUGGCAUUUUUUGCAUAUUAUUUACAUAUACUUCAAUCAUAUACGCUGAUUAUGUAGUGAUACAAUGGGUUGUUUUGCACACUAUGCAAGACAGCUUAUGGGCUCCAUUUCAUAUAGUGCUUUUCAAUACAUUUCUUUUGCUAUUGACAGUAUCACAUUUACGAGCAAUGUUUUCUGAUCCUGGCACUGUACCUCUAUCACAUACUAAUGUUUCUUUAUCAGACUUACGGCAAGUGAAAAGAGAAGAUUGGACCAUGUGUACAAGGUGUGAAGCAUAUCGACCACCCCGAGCUCAUCACUGUCGAAUUUGUAAGCGCUGCAUUAGACGAAUGGAUCAUCAUUGUCCAUGGAUUAAUAAUUGUGUUGGAGAAAAAAAUCAAAAGUAUUUCGUCCAAUUUCUUUUUUUUGUUUGUAUUAUUUCUGCAUACACUAUCAUGUUAGUUAUAAUGUCAUGGGUGCGUGAGUGCCGUCAGUGUAAACUGUACGAUAUGGAUACAAGACAAACACAAGUCUUGCAUUCGGUAAUUUUAAUAAUGGAAAGUGCUCUCUUUGGCAUGUUUGUUAUUGCAAUUUUGUAUGAUCAAAUGGAUGCUAUUUAUAAUGAUCAGACAACAAUUGAACAAACAGUCUACAAACGUCCAAAUCCAUUACAUAGAUAUAUUUUUUCAGUUAUUUGUCGGUGGCCAAAAAUAUCUAGAUCUACAUCCAAGCUUAAUAUUCGAUCUGUAUAAUUUGUUUAUUGUUACUUUGUUUAAUUUAUUAAAGUAGAAACUAGUUAAGUUUUUAAAUUAAUAUUAAGAAAUAAGCAUAUUAGGUGAUGCAAAACCAUUUAAACUUUGUGUUUUUAAAAUUAAUGAAGAACACAAAAUCAUAAAAUAAUUUAGUCUAAAAAAAAAACAAAGCAAUGAUUGUGUGCGAUUUUACAAUUUUAUUUUUUUUUUUUUUACUUGCAUUUACUAUGGUACAAAUUACCAUCAUAUUUUUUCAAUUAUGGUGCAUACUACACGUCAUAUGGUAUAUGUUCACUAUGUUGUAUGUCAUAUUAUAAUUUCUUCUUAGCUAUAUUUCUUUUAUUAUUAUUAUUAUUCAUCUUUUAAAUAUUCAUUUCCAAUUAUCUCACGAUUAACUCACUUAUUUUGUCAUAAACUCUAGCUUUUCAGUUUUAUAUUAAAACGCCUGUUAUAAUAAAUUUUUCCCUAACUUAACUAUUGUACAUUAUCCAUGUAGAAAUUACAGUUGAACAAACGUCAUGCAUAGUAGCAUUGAGUAUAUAUUACAAUAUAUAUUUUUAUAUUAGUAAAUACUACAUCAAAAACUGAAAUUAAGUUUCAAAUUUAUAAAAAACACUGAUUUGUCAUAAUAUUUAGUUGUUUAAUUAUUAUUUCUUAUUCUUAUGCUAAAUGAGGCAAUAUUUUCAUUCAUAAUCUGGUCCCUGUAACCUAUGACUUUUUAUUUUUUUUAUUAAUUUGUAUUGCAUGAAGUUGGAAUGAUUUUUAUUCGUUAGUUUUUAUUUUUAUAAAUUAUAUUUAUUAACAUGAUAUGUUUAAAUUUAACUUGUUCAUAAACCAUCAAUUGCUUGUAUACUUAAUAUUAUAUUUUUUAUUUUAAGAUAUCGAAUAAGACGGUGCCAGAUCAUUAGAAUAUAAUCAUAAAAUUAUGUAUUAGGUAUUAUUUAUAAAGAUCAUCCUUAAAGCUGAACAGAACAAUAUCUUAUGAUUAGAGCGUGGAUUUUUAUGAAAUUUCAAAUUUUUUUUUUCACAUUUUUGGGAUUUUCAUUAGUAAUCUUUACGAAUCAUAAUAUGUAGAAACUAAUGGUGUUUUUUUUGCAUGUUACUACAUAUUUUGACAAAAUUCAAAAAAUUCAAAAUGUAUUGUGUAUUGAAGUGAAAAUUUAAGAAA